AUGUAUAUAUAUAUAUAUAUACGCGCAUGUAGUAAAAAAAAAAAGAGACAAAACAAAAGGCCGUUUUCCAUGUAUUCCUACGCGAAGAGAAACUGCAUGCCCCUUUUGCUAGGAUCAUUGACAGGACUAGCGAUAAGCUACUUAUUUUUGAAUAGGAGAAAACUUACCAGAUGUCUGACUUGCACAGUGGAGAGAAUCAUCAGAAAAUGUGAAGUGCGAAAAUUGUACCGAAGAAAGAAAAAUAAUAAGGAACACAAAUAUAAUAGUGAACAUAAGGAAAAUGAAGAUGAGGAAAUUCCUGAAGGAUGCCCAGGCAUGGAAAACGAAAAGGCAGGGAAAUCCAAAGUUUGCGAAGGCUGCCCAAACCGAAAAAUUUGCAAUAAUCCAGAACUGAGAAAAGAAAAAGAGCAGGAAAAAAAUCAAAUUUAUAAUCAAAUCCAAGAGAAUUUAAAAAAUGUAAAAUACAAAAUUUUGAUUUUAUCUGGAAAAGGAGGAGUAGGAAAAUCAACGGUAGCAUCUCAAUUAGCUUUUUCAUUAUCUCACUUAAAUUAUGAUGUAGGGUUGUUGGACAUUGACAUAUGUGGCCCAUCUAUCCCUGUCUUAACGCAAACAUUAAAUCAUGAUGUUAAUUAUAGUAUGAAUGGAUGGGUUCCGAUAUAUAAAAAUAAUUUAUCAAUUAUGUCUGUUGGAUAUUUAUUACCUAAUUUUGAUGACCCAGUUAUAUGGAGAGGUCCCAAAAAAAAUGGACUAAUCAAACAAUUUUUAUGUGACGUAUACUGGAAGAAUCAGGAUUUUUUAAUUAUAGACACUCCCCCUGGAACUAGUGAUGAACACUUAACCAUUUGUUCUUAUUUAAAAAAUAAUUUAGAUGGUUGUUUAAUAGUUACUACUCCCCAUAUAUUAUCCAUAUGUGAUGUUAAGAAAGAAAUUGAAUUUUGUAAAAAAACGAAUAUUCCUAUUUUGGGAGUAAUUGAAAAUAUGCACCAAUCUAUAUUUGUGUCAAAUUACACUGUUGAAAAAAUGUGCGCAGAAAUGAAUGUUAAUUAUGCCGGGAAAAUAACAUUUAAUCAAAAUCUCAUUGAUGCUUGUCAACAGGGUAUUGGUUGUUGUGAUUUGGAUCCUUCUAGUUCAUCAUCUAGGGAAAUUUUUCAAUUAUGUAAAUUUUUCAUCCAAAAAAUAUAUCAAAAUUAUCUCCAUUUAUCCAAUCAUAUGGAUGAGCAAGACAAUGCAACAGGGCAACAAAACAGGGAUGGAGAAGAAUUUAAUUCAUCACAUGUUCAAACGCUUCAAAAAUUAUUGAAUGAAAUUAGCCAACUCAUUGAGGAAAAGCCCAAAUGA
Plasmodium gonderi is the source of this 1338-nucleotide messenger RNA. RefSeq names its product cytosolic Fe-S cluster assembly factor NBP35. Gene Ontology annotation, biological process: iron-sulfur cluster assembly. The coding region runs from base 1 to 1338 and encodes 445 amino acids. Lineage: Eukaryota; Apicomplexa; Aconoidasida; Haemosporida; Plasmodiidae. Gene Ontology annotation, molecular function: iron-sulfur cluster binding; ATP-dependent FeS chaperone activity; ATP binding. Gene Ontology annotation, cellular component: cytosol. The transcript has a single exon. The record is from RefSeq and is a predicted model, not a curated record.